Molecule: messenger RNA, 225 nt
Organism: Prunus armeniaca (apricot)
Lineage: Eukaryota; Viridiplantae; Streptophyta; Magnoliopsida; Rosales; Rosaceae
Source: the annotation of a GenBank genome assembly
AUGAAAAAAGGGGGGAAAGGCACCGGACGCAAUUUCGGAACCGGUGCAUGCCUAAAGAUCGCCUCCUCUAAGAACCUCUCUGCGCCCCUCCCUCUCCUUUCAGUCGAGCUACUUCGUUACCCUGAUGCUACCCUGAAGCCGGAUCGUGUAGCCCACCUUUGCCCCGGCUUGAUUACGAAGAAGAGGCUGUCUCAUAUCAUGGGGGAGUCGAAGCCCUACGGCUAG